Gastrolobium bilobum is the source of this 666-nucleotide messenger RNA. RefSeq lists its product as uncharacterized. The transcript is spliced from 2 exons. The annotation marks the transcript as partial. The record is from RefSeq and is a predicted model, not a curated record. Lineage: Eukaryota; Viridiplantae; Streptophyta; Magnoliopsida; Fabales; Fabaceae.
AUGGCCAUCGACAAUGGAAUGGAGUUUAGUGUCAUACUCAUACUCAUUACUCAUUUGGAGUCUUUGCAUCAACUGACUAACAUGUUUGUCAGUAUAUGUGCUGUUUUGUUACGCAUUGGUGAAAACCGGAGAAAUAGACGCAGGAGAGUGUCAUUGGACCAUCGUGGGAGGGCUAGAGUAAGGGAAGUAAACUUCCUUAGGAUUGUUCACAUAAGUGACACGGCGUGUAUAGAGAAUACAAGGAUGGACAGGAGGUGUUUUCAUAACUUGUGUGGGUUGCUUAAAACCGUUGGUAAACUUCAACCGACGAGGCAUAUGGGUGUAGAGGAGAUGGUUGCAAUAUUUCUUCACAUAUUGGCCCACGAUGUCAAGAAUAGGAUAAUUAAAAGACAAUUCAUGAGAUCCGGAGAAACCAUUAGUAGACAGUUCUCUAAUGUUUUGCUUGCAGUGUUACGUUGUCAUAAUGUUCUACUAAAACAACCUGAGCCAAUCCUGGAAAACUCGACCGAUGAUAAGUGGAAGUGGUUCAAGAAUUGUUUGGAAGCACUUGAUGGGACACACAUAAAGAUUAACCCCUUACUGGCGGACAAGGCCAGAUACCGGACUAGAAAGGGUGACAUAGCAACUAAUGUUUUAGGGGUUUGUUCUCAAGAUGGUCAGUUUAUG